Molecule: messenger RNA, 1889 nt
Organism: Bactrocera tryoni
Lineage: Eukaryota; Metazoa; Arthropoda; Insecta; Diptera; Tephritidae
Product: putative polypeptide N-acetylgalactosaminyltransferase 9
Exons: 12
Coding region: 75-1889 (604 amino acids)
Cellular component (GO): Golgi apparatus
Source: RefSeq, a predicted model, not a curated record
AAAGGUGUUUGUGAAAUAUCGGAGCGAAUGGUAUAGAAAAUUAGAAUUUUGAAGCAGUAAAAAGUGUUUUCAGAAUGAUGAGACUUAUUCCAAAACUCACCAGAAUACGCCAACCACUAACAGUGGUCAAAUUUAUAGUGUUAGUGGCUAUAUAUAUGCUGCUCAUUUAUUGCAAACGGCUACUGAAAGUGGCUGUACAUGCGCCAGACUUUGCUGAAACGCCGAAUAUGAACGAGGAACUGGGUGAUGAGAACACGGAGUUUCUUGAAACUGACUUUGGGUUACGCCACAGUAAUGCGGUCUUAGAUAACAUGGCGAAUGGAAUAAACACAACUCCACAGGUCCACAAAACGUCGAGUGUUCUGCCUCCGUUCACAAUUGAUAUCAAUGCACCUGGCGAGUUGGGAAAACCGGUUUAUUUGCCCGCAAAUAUGACAGCGGAUAUGAAGAAGGCCGUGAAUGAGGGUUGGCAGAAUAAUAUGUUCAAUCAAUAUGUGUCCGAUAUGAUUUCGGUGCAACGAACGCUGCCUGAUCUGCGGCAUGAUUGGUGCAAACAACCGGAUCGUUAUCUGCGCGAUCUUCCAAAGACCGAUGUAAUAAUAUGUUUCCACAAUGAGGCCUGGUCAACAUUGUUACGAACAGUGCACUCGGUGCUAAACCGAUCUCCAGAAGAGCUGAUUAAAAACAUUAUCUUGGUCGAUGAUUUCUCAGAUAUGGCACAUCUGAAAGAACCACUCGAUAAUUACUUUAAGAGUUACACAAAGAUACGCAUACUACGCGCGCCGAAACGCCAAGGUCUAAUACGAGCACGACUGUUCGGCGCAAGAUAUGCCACGGCGCCGGUUUUGACGUUUCUCGAUUCGCAUUGCGAGUGCGGCGAGGGUUGGCUAGAACCGCUACUGGAUCGCAUAGCGCGCAAUUACAGCACAGUCGUCUAUCCAAAUAUUGCGACUAUCGAUCACGAGACAUUCGAGUACAUAAAUGUAGAUGAUACGCUUAUUGGCGGUUUCGAUUGGGACUUAACAUUCACAUGGAUUCCAACACCCAAGCGUGAGUUCGAGCGUAGAAAUCAUACCAUGGAGCCGGUGUAUUCGCCCACAAUGCCUGGCGGUCUUUUCGCAAUCAAUCGUAUAUUUUUCGAACAGCUCGGCACUUAUGACACCGGCUUGCUCAUUUGGGGUGCUGAGAAUUUGGAAUUAUCUUUUAAGACUUGGAUGUGCGGUGGUAGACUGGAGAUGAUACCCUGCUCUUACGUUGGACACAUUUUUCGACAAACUGCUCCAUACAAAGUGGCAGAUAACAAACACAGGAACUCUGUGCGUUUAGCUGCAGUUUGGAUGGAUAACUACGCCAAAUAUUUUUAUUACAAUGUGAAUUUUGACAAGGGUGAUUACGGGAAUGUAGAUUCGCAAAUCGCACUGAGAAAAAGGCUUAAUUGCGAAAGCUUCAAAUGGUAUGUGCAAAAUAUAUAUCCAGAACUUGAAAUACCCAAAGAUCCGGUUUCCGCUGGAGAGAUAAGAAAUCUAGGCGCUGGCGCUAAUAAAUGCUUAGAUGUGAAUGGCCGAGCAAUAUCAAGACUACCAGUUGGCCUAUGGCCAUGUCAUGGAAAAGAAGGAAAUCAGCAUUGGUUUAUGACUUCUGCUGGUGAGAUACGCCACGGCGAUUAUUGCUUGGAUUAUGACAGCAAUUCUGUGAUAAUAUUUCUCUGUCAUGGCAAGAAAGGAAAUCAGCAUUGGACUUACGACACGGUAAAUCGCUUCCUAAGACAUGUCAUUUCGAACUUAUGCUUGGCUCUAUCAACGAAUGGCGAAGAUUUGCUUGUGAAUAUAUGUGACGCCGAAAAUAUGCAUCAGAAAUGGCUGUUGGAGAAAUUUGAUGAGCCAAUGUAG